Molecule: messenger RNA, 1761 nt
Organism: Cucumis sativus (cucumber)
Lineage: Eukaryota; Viridiplantae; Streptophyta; Magnoliopsida; Cucurbitales; Cucurbitaceae
Product: zinc finger HIT domain-containing protein 2
Exons: 6
Coding region: 277-1503 (408 amino acids)
Source: RefSeq, a predicted model, not a curated record
AUAUUUAAUCUUCACGAGCUUCAAUUCACGCCGCCUCACAACAUCUCUGCGACACCGAUUCUCCCUCUCGUCUUGGCUUCUUAUCCCACACAGUCGCCGGCGUUACCCUCUCCCUCUCGUCUCGGCUUCUCCUUCUCGGUGUCCGUCGCCGACGGUUUCUCAUUUCAUUUUCUCCGCUGGCGUUCUCUCAGUCUACCUCUCGGACUUCAUCCCAUUUUUUGACACGCUGCAUCCUUUGAAUCAAAUUUUUCCUCUUUUCUUUUGUUAUUUCUGGCUAUGGAGGAGGAGAUACGAACCUCUGUUGAUUCGUCUUCUUCAGUCAAUCUUCCUUUGCGAACCAUCUGUCAUGUCUGCCACAAGCAAUUUUCACAGUAUUCCUGUCCUCGUUGUAAUUCUCGUUACUGUUCUCUGCAAUGUUACAAGUCUCAUAGUAACCGUUGUACUGAGUCCUUCAUGCGAGAAAAUGUUGUUGAGGAGCUGCGUCAAUUGAGGACAGACGAUAGUGCUAAACGUAAAACGCUUGACAUCUUAAAAAGGUUUCAUGCCGAAGAGGAAAUGGAAGACUUGGAUGAGGAGGAUGAUUCAACUUUAUCUGAGGAAACUACUGAAAAAGUUCUCGCAGGUGACCAACUAAGUUUUGAUGAUUUGUCUGAGGAGGAGAAGAAACGGUUCUUAAGAGCAAUGGCAUCAGGAGAGUUGAGCAAGAUGAUUGAACCUUGGGAAGCUUGGUGGAUGAAACCUUCUGCCAGAACAAUAUCUCUGAGCAAAGAAGGAACACCACUUGUUCAACUCCAUGCUGCGGAGAGAAUGACAACUUCACUAACAAGUGAAACUGAAGUGAUGCAAUCAAGUGGAAUUCCCCAAGCACCUGAUACCCCGUUACCUCCACUUAGCAAGCUUAGUACUGCCGAGCCAUCACCCCUGUUGGCUGUUCACUUGAUUGAUAUCAUUUAUAGUUAUUGUUUCACACUUCGCUUGUACAAUGGAGACUGGCAAUCAGAUGCUACGGGGUCAGCUCUGGUUGUUUUGAGUAUCUCCUCUGUCUUGGGUCAAAAUGGUAAACCGGAAACAGUUUUAGAAGCCUUGUCAUCUUGCUUGGAACAAACAUGUUCUCCAGCUUAUCGACACGUGGGGGGUUUGCAGCUUGGAUUGAGUCUGAUUGACGAUGUCUCAACCCUGCUUUCAUUGGGCUGUCCUGCUUUAGUGUGCUUGCUUUGCGACUUGCAAAGGCUUAUUCAAGCUGGGGAGAGAGAUCUGAAAUCAGAAAAGAGGAGAAGAAAAUCUAAGUGGUCAGAUAUUGGCACUAAGCUUAAACACGCUGACAGGAAGAUCUUUUUCAUCAUGUGUUGGGUUCACGAGCAGCCAAGCGAAGUUUGGUCAACUUUGGAGAAUAUCGUAAAGAUGGAAAAAAGUUCAAUUAUGGAGUUUGAGAAUCAUAAAAUGUCGACAAAAAUGGAUAGCAAGGUCAAAAGCGGGGAUAAAGUUUUGAUACAGGAGAUAUAAUAAGAAUCAUGUGCAUACAUGUUUAUAUUUGUCUUUGUUGUGUGUUACCUUUGACCACCGAUAUAUUAAAGACCCAUUAUCAUCCAUUUUCUUCAGGGGUUUUAAUGGCUUGUGUGCUUAAUCCUUGGAGAGAAUUGUACAUCUUUUUUCAACCUUCCCUUGGAGCAAAUUUGUUGACAUUACUCAUGCAAAAUUUGUCAUUUCUCUCAAAAUCUAAGAUGAAAAGUGUUGAGAUUCUUAUUCAAAAUUUGUCGAGAA